AGCCGGGACAAUCGAAUAAUGUGAAGGUAAUGGUAAAACUUCGUCCCCUAAUAGGACGCGAGAUCGAAAGCAACGAAAAAAUAUGUUGGGAAAAAGUUUCGGACAACGAAAUUGUCGAAUUGGAUGCCACAACUCCGAGUAAACCGUGCAUUUAUGAUCAUGUCUUUGGCGGUGCGGAUUCGACACAAUCGCUUUACGAAAUGGCAAUUUCCCAAAUUGUGGACUCGUGUGUGCAAGGUUUUAAUGGCUCCGUGAUGGCUUACGGGCAAACAGCGUCCGGGAAAACCUACACAAUGAUGGGAAAUGACAAAAAUAAGGGAAUUAUUCGACUUGUGGCCGAAAAUAUUUUUGAUAUUGUCGAAAAACAUGAUGACAGAGACAUUUAUAUGGUGCGAUGUUCGUUUCUGGAGAUUUAUAAUGAGAAAAUUAAUGAUUUGCUGGCGCCUGAGAAGACAAAUUUGGAAGUUUUUGAAACGCAGGAUGGAGCAGUGAUGAUAAAAGAGGCAACGGAAAAAGUUGUGAGGAAGGCGACGAAUGUGCUGGAUUUGAUUGAACAAGGAAAUGCGACGAAACGGAUGGGAGAAACGGCGAUGAAUGAUAGAUCUUCGCGGUCGCAUACGAUUUUUAGAAUUAUGAUCGAAUCCCAAGAGCAACACGAAGAAGGUUCAUCCAUCAAAAUGGGCAUUUUAGACCUUGUCGAUCUCGCCGGUUCAGAAAGUGUCAACAAAACAAACGCCACAGGAGAUCGUCUCAAGGAAGGAAUCUCCAUAAACAAGUCACUUUUGGAAUUGGGACGUGUCAUCAAAGAACUUUCUGAGAAAAAAGAGGGCGAAGACAAGUUCAUCGUGUUCCGAAACUCCAAACUAACUCGAGUCAUCCAACAUUCCUUGGGCGGAAAUGCCAAAUCUGUCGUUAUUUGUACUGUCAGUCCUGCUGAAAGAGAAGAAACUCGAAAUACUUUGAGAUUCGCUUCUCGUGCUAAAAACGUCAAAAACACGCCCAAACUGAACGAAAUCCUCUCGGAUCAGGCGAUGAUCAAGCGUUUGAACCAAAAAAUCACCGGAUUACGAAAACAAAUUGCCGAAAUGGCACGUCAAAGUGCCGGCGUAGGUCACACUGCCGAAUCCAUGCGACAAGACAUCAUCGAUCGCAUUGAACGGUGCGAAAUGCAGUUCAUUCGCUCGAAAAAAGCGUCGCGCAAGCAAAAUUUACGACGACAAACGUGGCAUUGUCUCGGCAAUGAAAAUCAAGAUUCUCGUCAAGAAAUUGAAGAAUUCGAACAAGACUCGUUGCGUGCUUUGAUGCCUCCGCCGCCGCCAAUUUUCACAACGCAACGCGGCACCCACGCGACGCAUCAUCACGAAACCUUCGAAAUGCCGAAUUUGAUGGAUGAGCAAUUCGAGCCCGGGGAAAAUAUGAGUUUUACACAAAGUCCGAGUCCCAAAAGGGUUUGCAAUCGCAUUCAAACGCCCGUAAUUUUCCGCAGAAGGCUCUCGGCAAUAAUUGAGGGAGUUCCGUCGCCCGAUGUUGGCAAAAUUAUAACAACUUGUGAGAAAUGCAAAAUACUCGAGGAAGAAUUGAAAGAAUUGUCGGAUUACACGAAACUCGAACAAAUGUAUCACGUACAUGACGAAAAUGAUCGACACAGCUGCGAAGAUGUCAUAGAGAACUUGAGAGCAGACUUGGAAGAGGCGAAACGAAUGUAA
Messenger RNA from Culicoides brevitarsis, 1706 nucleotides. RefSeq lists its product as uncharacterized. The record is from RefSeq and is a predicted model, not a curated record. Gene Ontology annotation, molecular function: microtubule binding; ATP binding; microtubule motor activity. The transcript has 5 exons. The coding region runs from base 30 to 1706 and encodes 558 amino acids. NCBI's taxonomy places the organism in Eukaryota, Metazoa, Arthropoda, Insecta, Diptera, Ceratopogonidae. Gene Ontology annotation, biological process: microtubule-based movement.